Molecule: messenger RNA, 1134 nt
Organism: Paracoccidioides brasiliensis Pb18
Product: pyruvate dehydrogenase (acetyl-transferring) subunit E1 beta
Exons: 4
Coding region: 1-1134 (377 amino acids)
Biological process (GO): pyruvate decarboxylation to acetyl-CoA
Molecular function (GO): pyruvate dehydrogenase (acetyl-transferring) activity
Source: RefSeq, a predicted model, not a curated record
AUGGCCACCCCAAGACUGCUGAGGCCGGCUUCCCGCCUGGUAUCAUCACGGCUCUGCUCCGCCCCACUCCGCUUAGCUUUCAGACCUGCAGUAUGCGCUCCUUCAGCUCUCCAGCGGCGGGCAUAUGCGACGCCAAGCGGGACGAAAGAAAUGACUGUCAGAGAUGCCCUCAACGACGCUUUGGCGGAAGAGUUCCAGGCGAACGAGAAGGUGUUCAUUUUGGGAGAGGAGGUCGCACAAUAUAACGGAGCAUACAAAGUAACAAAAGGCCUACUAGACCGAUUUGGCCCGAAGCGAGUCAUCGACACCCCCAUCACAGAAGCCGGAUUUUGCGGUUUAGCGGUUGGAGCUGCUUUAGCUGGUUUACAGCCGGUGUGCGAAUUUAUGACCUUCAACUUUGCCAUGCAAGCAAUCGACCAAAUCGUUAACUCUGCGGCCAAAACACACUAUAUGUCGGGCGGUAUCCAACCAUGUAACAUAACCUUCCGAGGCCCCAACGGAUUCGCUGCUGGUGUUGCUGCUCAACAUUCCCAGGACUACUCCGCAUGGUAUGGAUCUGUUCCAGGUCUGAAAGUGGUCGCUCCGUGGAGCGCAGAGGAUGCGAAGGGCCUUCUUAAGGCUGCAAUCCGCGAUCCUAACCCAGUUGUUUUUCUCGAAAAUGAACUCAUGUACGGCCAAUCUUUCCCAAUGAGCGAAGCCGCGCAAAGAGACGACUUCGUCCUACCCCUUGGCAAAGCCAAAAUUGAACGCAUCGGCAGGGACGUAACCAUUGUCUCUCUUUCCCGCUGUGUCGGCCAAGCCAUUGCUGCCGCUGAAGAGAUGAAGCAGAAAUAUGGCGUCGAGGCGGAGGUGAUCAACCUGCGCUCCGUCAAGCCACUAGACGUGGAGGCCAUUAUCAAGUCUGUCAAGAAGACCGGCCAUCUAAUGGCCAUUGAGUCAGGCUUCCCAAUGUUCGGUGUCGGUUCUGAAAUUCUUGCUCUGUCAAUGGAGUACGCUUUCGAUUACCUCAAGGCCCCUGCUGUCCGUGUUACCGGUGCCGAAGUCCCAACCCCUUACGCUGUCAAGUUGGAGGAGAUGAGUUUCCCACAGAAUGAUACGAUCAUCUCACACGCUGCUAAGUUGCUCCGGGUGUAA